Macrosteles quadrilineatus (aster leafhopper) is the source of this 1661-nucleotide messenger RNA. RefSeq lists its product as uncharacterized. Gene Ontology annotation, molecular function: nucleic acid binding. NCBI's taxonomy places the organism in Eukaryota, Metazoa, Arthropoda, Insecta, Hemiptera, Cicadellidae. Bases 1 to 1653 code for a protein of 550 amino acids. The transcript has a single exon. The record is from RefSeq and is a predicted model, not a curated record. Gene Ontology annotation, biological process: DNA integration.
AUGUUCCUCCAAUCAAGAGAUGUUGAUCAAGAGAUAAAUGAAGUCUUGAAUGACGUGCUAUACAUUGAAUCCGAUGAGGUUAAACCAAUCACCGCUAAUAUAAUAGCAAAAGAAACAGAAAAGGAUCCACUUCUAUCUAAAGUACUAUUAUGGACUCAACGUGGUUGGCCAACUCAUAACUCAGAUAUCAACCUUACGCCUUUCAUUUCUCGUCAAAAUUCAAUUUCUCAAUACAAACAAUGUUUACUUUGGGGAACUAGGGUGAUCAUUCCAUCCACUCUCAGGCAACAAGCUCUGAAGCUUCUACACAUGGGACAUGAGGGCAUUGUUCGAACAAAGGCGUUGGCUCGAAGCUAUUUCUGGUGGCCAAAACUUGAUCAAGACAUAGAAAACAUAGUGAAUUCUUGUCAAGCAUGUCAACAAAGUCGUCACAACCCUCCAAGAGCAACAGUUCUUCCCUGGGAGAAAACGAAACAACCCUGGUCUCGUCUCCACAUAGAUUUCGCUGGGCCCUUCCAAAACAAGUUGUUUUUGAUUGUUGUCGAUUCUUUCAGCAAAUGGUUAGAAGUAGUUUUGGUGCCUUCUACAGAUUCAAGAUCAACUAUAAAGGUCCUCAGAAGCCUUUUCGCAACACAUGGUGUUCCAGACACAAUAGUAUCUGAUAACGGGUCGGCUUUCACUUCACAAGAAUUUCGAUCGUUUAAUGAAAGCAAUGGCAUCCGCCACGUCGUGGUUGCACCAUACCAUCCGUCAUCGAAUGGUCAGGCAGAAAGGAUGGUCCAAACGACAAAAAAUUCUUUGCGACGAAUACUUCAAGGAGAUUGGCAAAAAAGAUUGGCUCAGUUCCUAAUAUCAUCUCAUAUAACGCCAAAUUGUUCUACUAAUAUGUCACCGAGUGAACUGCUGUUCGGAAGGCGUAUUAGAACCAUCUUAGACAGAGUUCACCCAGAUUAUUCUUCAAGUGACAAAGAAGAGAAAAUCUUGGAUAAAGCGCUUCACGAUUACCAACAGUCACCUCAGAGGAAAUUUAAAGAAAAUGACUCCGUAUUUGCAAGAAACUAUAAUCAGCGAGGACCAAAGUGGAUUCCUGCUAAAGUCACUAGAAUAACCGGGCCACUGAGCUACCAUUUGAUAACAAAAGAAGGCAUUGAAAUACGACGUCAUAUUGACCAAUUGAGACCUCGCUCAGAAACAUCAAAAGCAUCUACUAACUCACACUUGGAUAAUCCUGAAUCUCCAGUAAACCCACCAUUCCACCCACUACUCCAGAAUCCUAUUCAAAUGAGAACACCAGAAGCACAUCAUAUCACUCCAGUGCAACCACCAUCAAUGGUUCGCAAUCCUAUUAUGAUGAGAACACCAGACGUACAACCAAUGCGACCAUCAGUGAUGCAACAAUCUCGCAAUUCCUUUAGUGGUAUAGAAGGUUCAAUUAACCCUCAUCAAGAAGAUGCUGGUUUCAACGUUUCUGGUUUAAUUCAAGACUCCACUAGCAUGAGCACGAGUCCACAACCUGUUCGGUCACGUGUCUCUAGAUCAAACUCCCAAAACACUUCAAUGAGCAUGAGUCCUCGACCUGUUCGUAUCCGUCGACCACCGGCAUAUCUGAAGGACUACCUAACGGGGGGAGGAGUGUUAUGUAUCAAGAAAUAAGUCCAUAU